GUAUUAUACAUGCUAUAGUUGAUUAUUUAAGUCAGAGAAGGUAUUAACUUCCGUUUCUUUUUUAGAAAUUCAAAUAUAUCAGCUAGCUAUACAGAGCUUUUACUGGUUUGUGUUAACCCUGUCUCUGGUGUCUGGUUCCACGAUAUGAAAUCACCUAUCAUUCUUCCUGUUCAUAUUGCUUAUGGAGCAUUGGCCCUUUUUAUUGCAAUUUUAAACAAUGUUUUCCUGUUGUUUUAUGUGACAACUUUUGUUAAAGUAUAUCAUAUUGAUAGUGUAUCAUUUUAUGUUGGUGAAACUAUUUUUUUAAUAUGGAAUUCAGUAAAUGACCCUAUAUUUGGGUGGCUAAGUGAUCGUGAUGCAUUAAAAAAUGAUAACCAAGGCAUAUGUAAUCAUGUUGAUGCCGUCCUUCGACGUAUUGAUGCUUUGUCAAAAUUUGGACCUUUGUUUGCGCUAUCCUUUCUACUGUUCUGGUUUAAAUUUUUACCAGUGGGUAUUCAAUUUUCCAUUGCCUUAUGUCUGUAUGAUAGUUUUUUGACAAUGGUUGAUCUCCAUCAUCAGGCUUUGUUGGCUGAUUUAUCAAUCAAAGCAGAAGAUCGUGUAAAAUUAAAUUAUUCUUGUUCUCUGCUCAGUGCUGCUGGUUCUCUAUCGGUAUUUGUGUCGUUUGCACUAUGGGAUGCUGAAGAUAUGUUUAAGUUUCAAUUACUUUGUAUAUUUCUUGCAAGCUUUGUUUGUAUUGGCUUUUGGAUUUGCUGUGACUCAAUGAAAUCAUUUUAUCAGCAAAAUAUGUCAAAAAAAGAUUCAUACAACAACCAUAAACAGGUUAAUGGUAGUGUUUCUUUGAUUAAAAACUAUACAUAUCAAAUUCUACGACACAAAAACUUUUUGAUAUUUUCAUGCAUGAAUCUUGUGCAAGUGUUUCACUGUCAUUUUAACAGUAACUUUUUUCCACUUUUUAUUCAAUAUUUAUUGGGACAUACACUCAGUCCUUCUGCUGGAGCAAUUUUGAUUGGUUUAUCAUUCCUUGUGCCACACUUGAACAAUUUGUAUUUUCUGCAAUUAUGUAGCAAACAUGGCACAUAUCUAAUCAUCAAAACCUUGUUUUUUAUCAAGCUAAUUUUACCAAUAUUGAUGUGGAUGUUUGGUAUGAAUUAUUGGUACAUAUUAUGUGUAUUCAUUCUAAGUAACAGAGUGUUUACUGAAGGUACAUGUAAGUUGCUGAAUUUGGUCAUAUCAGAUUUAGUUGAUGAAGAUUUUGUGAAGUUUAAAAGGAAAUCACCUGUGUCUGCUUUGGUGUUUGGGACAUCAGCAUUACUUUCGAAACCGGGACAGACAUUUGCUCCAUUGAUUGGCUCUUACUUGUUUUAUGUAAAAAGUAAUAAAUCAUUCUUCUUCAGUGAUGGAACAGUUACAGCAUUAAAUUCAGAACACAACUUUCAAAACAGUGAAUCAGAGUUGUUAAAGGACGCAUGUUUUAGUAUACUUGUUCUUGUUCCAAUUGGAUGUGCAAUUUUACAAUUGUUUAUAUGGAAUUUUUAUUCACUAAAGGGAAAAUAUUUAAACCAAAUUAAAAAUGACCGUUUAAAUCAAGAGUACAAUUACUCAAGUUUAGACAUUGUGUAGGAUGUUGAUUUUUUUUGCACUUGCAAGACUAAAAUAAGUUGUUGUGUAUAUAUAUACAAACAUUUUUGUAAGCAUGUUGUUUUGUUUUAAAUACAGCUGGAAUCUGAAACUACUUAUUCUAAGCACAAGCUAUAAGGCUAAAAUGUGUAUGCCUAAUUUUUUUCUAUCUUUAACCUUCAUUAAAUGAUAUGCUUGUAAAAAUAUAUAUAAAGAUACAUAUAGCCUGAUACAAUUAUAUAUUUAUUUUAUAUAUAAUAUUACAUAUAUUUAGCUUAGGUAUAUAAUAAUAUUAGUCUUAAAUAUUUUCAACUUCUUUAGAUAGAUGUUUUUAUGAAAGUUCAUAGUCUAUAGUUUUCAUAGUUUUCCCUUCUCGAAGAUCAUGCCAAAAUCGUUUGAUUUAGCAUAUGAAAUAUACAAAUUCUAAAAAGAAAUACAAAAGAAAAAAUACAAAGGAAAUACAAAGGAAAAAGAAUUGUUGAACUUAUUUUGACAAUUUAGGACUCUAUGUUUGCAAAAUAACGCUUUUUCUUGUAAUCAACCUUCUUUUUAGGCCUCGCAAAAAUACGUUCUCAAAAAUUUCUUUUUUAAAAAAUUCUUUUCUGAAGGUCUUGUUUUUCUUUUAACUAACAAAAAUAAUUAUCAACAUACCAGAAAAAUCUGUUAAAAGACCCAUUUGUGAAAGCUAAAUACCCUUGCAAUUAAUUUUUUUUAAUUUAUAUGGUAGUUGAAGGAGAUGAUGCAGGCAUUGAUCUUCUAAAUUUAUUUUCCUAAUAUUUAAAAAAUUAUUUUAAACCUUAUAAUGAACAAUGUAUUUUGGUCCAUAUAAAGUACUAUUUUUAUUAUCUUAUAAACAC
This is a messenger RNA of Hydractinia symbiolongicarpus, 2474 nucleotides long. RefSeq names its product transmembrane protein 180-like. Bases 145 to 1620 code for a protein of 491 amino acids. The transcript has a single exon. NCBI's taxonomy places the organism in Eukaryota, Metazoa, Cnidaria, Hydrozoa, Anthoathecata, Hydractiniidae. The record is from RefSeq and is a predicted model, not a curated record.